UAGAAUCAUUGCUCUUGUGAAAGAUGCGUCUCCAAAUAUCCCACAUUUCCGUUGCAAGUUCGACAAGCAAUCCAGCGGGAUAACUCAGCAUUCCAGUCGCGUGGCGGAACACGGCCGCGACGCCGCGAACUCUAUGAUCUACCGCUUUUUUCUUAAGCCUUGCGUGCUGUAUCCCACUUUUGUCUUCUCCCCGCACGGACGCAACGAAGAACGGAAAUACACUGCUGGUCGAUUCCAUUUCUCGGCUGCAGGGUCCUGGCGUGCUGGCGCGCCUAGCGUUAUAAUUUCUGGAGCUUUUAUUUUCCCCAAAUAUUUUCUUUCAGAGAAGACCUACUAUUGCUCUGGAAUACCGGGUUAAAGCGCUUUAUGAUUUAUUAGUGUGGCGUGCAUCACCUAUUCAUCAUAGCUAAAUGUCAGCAAUGGCUGUCGGAGGGUCCUUACAACUAUCAUAUGAACUAGGUGUUAUCAAUAAUAAUGUAUGGUCUAAUCCAUUAAAGGGCUCAGAAAUGAAGAACUGGCGUCUUUUACCAGGCCUUUCUCUAUCUUCAUUCUCUUCGGGUAUCUGUUCUAUCUAUCUGCAGCGACAAAAUGUUUGGAGUCUUCAUGUUUCAGGCGGCAUAUAUAGGAGAACAAACCUUUCUACUUAUAGCUACAAUUGCUUCAUUUGUCGAUCUUUUAACCUUGCAAGCAUUGCACGGGAUAUCCCUAAUCUGAAGUCAAGUACUAUGGCCUUGACUAGGUCAUUUAACGCUUUACUUGGAAGUUCUACCCCGCUCAGAUUAGCUCCAGCAAUUGGAGUCAUCGCCUUUUCUUUAUGGGGUAUUGGGCAAGUCAUGCGUUAUGUAAGGAAUAUCUUUCAUAAUGACAAUAAGAGGAAAAAGGCUGGAACACAUUUCAUCUUUGACUCUUAUGUUCAGCCAGUACUUCUUUGGACUGGAACAAUAUUGGCCUGCAGGACAAUGGAUUCUAUUGUUUUGCCAUCAGAAGUGAAUGAAGGUGUCAAGCAACGCCUUCUAACUUUUGUAAGAUCGUCAUCCACUGUGCUGGCUUUUGCAUGUUGUCUUUCAAGCUUAAUUCAACAGGCUCAGAAAUUCUUUAUGAAGAAGAACGGCUCUGAUGAGGCAAUAAAGAUGGGUUUCCAAUUUGGUGGGAGAGCUGUGUACACUGCAGUAUGGAUUGCUGCGUUUUCUUUGUUCAUGGAAUUACUGGGGUUUUCAACCCAAAAAUGGCUGACAGCUGGAGGUUUAGGAACGGUGUUACUGACGCUAGCUGGACGUGAGAUAUUCACAAACUUCUUGUCAAGUGUCAUGAUUCAUGCCACACGCCCAUUUAUUUUAAAUGAAUGGAUCCAAAUAAAGAUUCAGGGCUAUGAAGUUUCCGGAACUGUUGAGCAUGUUGGCUGGUGGUCUCCAACAAUUAUAAGAGGUGAUGAUCGUGAAGCAGUUCAUAUUCCCAACCAUAAAUUUACAGUUAAUGUUGUGAGAAAUCUCAGUCAGAAGACUCAUUGGCGUAUAAAAACUCAUCUUGCAAUCAGCCAUUUGGAUGCUAAUAAAAUUAGUAACAUCGUAGCUGAUAUGCGGAAAAUUUUGGCAAAAAAUCCUCAGAUAGAGCAACACAGACUGCAUCGAAGAGUAUUUUUGGAUAACAUAAAUCCAGAAAAUCAAUCUCUUUUGGUAAAAUACUUCUCUCUUAUUAAAAAUUUCCCUAAUUCAGUUCUUUUUCAUUCUCUUAGUACUGUGUAUUUGAUCUGGCUUCAAAACAAGAGCAUAUUUGUAUUUGAAGAUUCAAAAAGGAAGCAAUUUGUCUUUGAGCAUUGGUUUUUUCAAGAAAUCAAUUGAAGUAUUGUAAAUGAA
Dendrobium catenatum is the source of this 1853-nucleotide messenger RNA. Its product is annotated as mechanosensitive ion channel protein 3, chloroplastic. Gene Ontology annotation, cellular component: membrane. The coding region runs from base 411 to 1838 and encodes 475 amino acids. The record is from RefSeq and is a predicted model, not a curated record. The transcript is spliced from 12 exons. Lineage: Eukaryota; Viridiplantae; Streptophyta; Magnoliopsida; Asparagales; Orchidaceae. Gene Ontology annotation, biological process: transmembrane transport.